CCGAGAUUCAGAUGCGUACGGCCCAGCCCAGCCCAGCCUGCGCCGGGAUGGAUGCGGGAGCAGGCCGCGUGGGGGUGGGGUACUGCACUGCACCCCAGGCCGCCCGCACCCAACGCACGUACGUACGUACAUGCUUGACACACGCGCUGCCAGUGGUGGUGCGGUGGUGGUCCCGUGAGCGAGAGGGCAGCCGCAACCCAAGGAAGAAAGGAAAGAGGGGUCAGCGGCACCAACGAGCGAAUGAACGAGCCCGCGGGCCCGGUGGGUACGGUACAUACAUAACACCAGCAGCUGCUGAACUGUCUGUCGUGCCGCGUGCGUUGCCUUGUGCGCCUUUGAACAUCACUUCCCUUGCCUUUCCCCCCAAUUGAACCAACUAAACCAACUAAAACCCCGCCAUCGAUCUUCACCUUCUUAUUCUUACCCUUUCUUUCUUCUUUUCCCGACUCCCUGUGCCACCACUUACUGCCCUGCUGCACUUUACGUACAGACGCCAAUAUGCGUGCCGCCAGGUACUACGGCAAGGAAGACAUCCGCAUCGAGCAGGUCCCCGAGGAACCGACGGGGCCUGGCCAGGUGAAGAUCGCACCCGCGUACGUGGGCAUCUGCGGCACCGACCUCCACGAAUUUACCGCAGGAGCAUGCUUUGCGCCCGCCAAAGAGCCACACCCCAUCACCGGCGAGACGGUGCCCAUCACGCUGGGGCACGAGUUCUCGGGCGUCAUCAGUGAGGUGGGGGAAGGUGUGGCGGGCCUGCGCCAGGGCCAAAAGGUCGUCGUACAGCCUACGCUAGCGUGUGGCGUCUGCGGUGCCUGCAAGGUCGGCGUCCAGACGGCCUGCUACAACGGCGGCUUUAUCGGCCUGUCUGGCGGCGGCGGCGGGCUCAGCGAUGCGGUUGUCGUGCCGGCCCACGCCGUCGUCGAGUUGCCAGACAGCGUGCCGCUGGACAUUGGCGCGCUCGUCGAGCCGCUGGCUGUGGCAUGGCAUGCUGUAGCUGCGGUCGAUAUCCGCGCGGAGAACACGGUGCUGGUGCUUGGUGGUGGCCCGAUUGGCCUCGCUGUUGUGCAGUGCUUGAGUGCGAUGAAGGUGAAGAAGAUUAUCGUGAGUGAGAUCGCGGCGAGCAGGCAGAGGUUUGCGAGAGAUUUUGGAGCCCAUCACGUCAUGUGUCCGCAGACGUAUAAUAUGGCGGUAAUGAGCAAGGAGCUGAGUGGCGGAGACGGACCAGAUUAUGUGUUUGACUGUGCUGGUGUGCCGGCAAGCCUCAAGACCGCCUGCCAAGCCGUAAAAGCCCGCGGCACAGUCGUCAACGUCGCCAUCUGGGACAAGGAAGUCCCCUUCCAGCCGAACCUUCUCGUCUUCAAAGAAGCGAACUACACCGCCGUACUCGGCUACGACCGCAAGGACUUUGAAGCAGUGAUCCAAAAUCUGGACAAAGGAACGCUGAAGCCCAGACGCAUGAUCACGCGCCGUAUCCAGCUAGAAGAUCUUGUCGAGGAGGGCUUCAUGCCUCUCAUCAAGGAGAAAGACAGGAAUGUCAAGAUCCUGGUGGAAAUGGCGCCGUACCUCGAGCGGAGGGACUCCACGCGUUAGUGCGAAUGGUGCUAUAGGUACUGGCGUUUCUAAAUUCCUGUGUGUAUAUAUCAGUUUCCAUGUGCAUGGUUUAAUACGAUGUUGUGUACGGAUCAGUCUCUUGC
This is a messenger RNA of Aplosporella prunicola CBS 121167, 1694 nucleotides long. RefSeq lists its product as uncharacterized. The coding region runs from base 499 to 1590 and encodes 363 amino acids. Gene Ontology annotation, cellular component: cytoplasm. Gene Ontology annotation, molecular function: zinc ion binding; (R,R)-butanediol dehydrogenase activity. The record is from RefSeq and is a predicted model, not a curated record. Lineage: Eukaryota; Fungi; Ascomycota; Dothideomycetes; Botryosphaeriales; Aplosporellaceae. The transcript is spliced from 5 exons. Gene Ontology annotation, biological process: butanediol biosynthetic process.